Messenger RNA from Carcharodon carcharias (great white shark), 1178 nucleotides. It is a transcript of the gene pane1, whose product is annotated as proliferation associated nuclear element. The transcript is spliced from 6 exons. The record is from RefSeq and is a predicted model, not a curated record. The coding region runs from base 381 to 929 and encodes 182 amino acids. Lineage: Eukaryota; Metazoa; Chordata; Chondrichthyes; Lamniformes; Lamnidae.
UCCGGGUCAUGUGGGCAGCGUGCUCGCGGCGGUUAGAUUUGAAUCCGGAGCGCGCUCGGGGCGGUUAGAUUUGAAUCCGGAGCGCGCUCGCGGCGGUUGGAUUUGAAUCCGGAGCGCGCUCGCGGCGGUUGGAUUUGGAUCGGGAGCGCGCUCGUGGCGGUUGGAUUUGGAUCGGGAGCGCGCUCGCGGCGGUUGGAUUUGGAUCGGGAGCGCGCUCGUGGCGGUUGGAUUUGGAUCGGGAGCGCGCUCGGGGCGGUUAGAUUUGAAUCCGGAGCGCGCUCGCGGCGGUUGGAUUUGGAUCGGGAGCGCGCUCGUGGCGGUUGGAUUUGGAUCGGGAGCGCGCUCGGGGCGGUUGGAUUUGGAUCGGGAGCGCGCUCGGGAUGUCGGUGCUGAAGCCGCUGAACAAACACCCGGAUCUGAACACCGGGACCGUCCUGUUAGUGGGAGCAGAGGGUCUUCAUCUGGAUCAACUUGCAGAGGCGAUCCUGAAGGAGAACAAGUCCUUUGAAGUGAAUGUUCACUUAGCGAAACGUCUGCCAUUACCUGUGGAAAAUGAACACACCAGACCACGGAUAGAUCUCAUUGUCUUCCUCAUGGAUUUGCGUAGUCAGCACAGUGUAGAAACUGUGAAGGCAUCUCUGGCCUAUGUUGAUGUGAAUUUCUUUCUUGGGAAAGUUUGCUUCCUUGCAGUUGGGGGCAAGGCUGUUAAGCACCAAUCAGUUGAGAUGUACACCCUGAAGCAAUUGGCAGAUUCCUACUCGAGCCCCCUGAUUCCUGCUGAGCUGGAGUCGACAGAAAGGAGAUCUGUGAUAGCCCAAAGACUUCUUCAGAUAUUGAAGGUUGCGGCAGGCCUUGUACCAGGUGUCUCUGCCCUUGCUCUCAGUUCCUUGAUAAGACCCUCCUUCAAGACUGAAAUAGAGAGAUGCUGAGCAGUUUAUAGUGUUAACAGCAACUCAUUUCAUCAGCUCAUUGAGGAACCACUCGGUUAUUUUUGCCAUGUUCACAAAUGUACAUUGAAGUGCAAUUUAUCUUCUGUUUAAUCAGCAAAAAAAAUCAUUGUAAUGUAAAUUUUCUCUGCGAUGGGAUUCUCCAAGGAGAUUAUUUCUUUCAAUUGUUUCUGUAAAAACCUUUAGAUAAUACAAUGCACAACAGAAAUAAAGUAUAUAUUUUGGAUCUUG